CUUUAAGAAGAGGGGGUGUGUCAUCGCUGAGUCUGUCCCUUUAUUUGAAUAUACAGUAGGAGUUUGACAAGGCUGUUACGGAUGUUUUUCAGCUUCUUCGCAGCGUCUUUAACGCACAUAACUGCUACUAACCGCCGCUGCUGCUGCCUCUCAUCAAGACUGCGUUUGAUCCAGACUUGGGUCUAAAGCCUGGGUGAUACCAGUCACCUCGAAGGCCGUUUUCACCGCUGUAUGCUCUGCCUUCCCUCCGCCGUGUUACUCUCUGCCUGUCUUCCAGUCACUCUCACACGCUGAGGGACACACUGCAGCGCUCACCACCGAGAAAAACAUGGACUUGCACAUACUGGACCACAAGCUUCGGGUCACCAGCAUAUCUAAGAACGGCCUGGUGAAUUUCACGCAUCCCCUGAUCAAGCUGAUAUUCCUGCGGAACCGGACACGAUGCAAGUUCUUCAGUCUGACAGAGACACCGGAGAACUACACGGUAGUCCUUGAUGAGGAAGGAUUUAAAGAGCUAGAGCCCUCAGAGCAUCUCAAGGUAGAAGGCUCCAUCUGGCUACCUCUCAACGUGGUCUCCAACGGUAACGCUUCCAGCAGCUCACAGGCCGUAGGCGUGACCAAGAUCGCCAAGUCAGUCAUAGCCCCUCUGGCUCAGCAGCAUGUUUCAGUCUUUAUGCUCUCCACGUAUCAGACUGACUUCAUACUGGUGAAAGAGAAAGACCUGUCUGUGGUCAUCCGCACUCUGGAGGAGGAGUUCAACAUCUACAGAGAGUUUGAAGGAGAGUCCGUGCCGGUGCACUGCCAAGAUGUUUCUGUCUGCCUUCACAAAAAUGGCAAAGAAGCCCUCCAACCCACCGUUCACCCGGUGCUGAUCCCUCAGAACCAGUUCUGUGUCAUGUCACUGGACCCAGAAACACUGCCGUCCAUUGCCACCACACUCAUCGACGUGCUCUUCUACUCCAGCAGUCCUAAAGAGGACACCUCUUCAUCUUCAGCGGACCAGGACAUAAACUGUAUCAAGUUUUUCUCCUUUUCCCUCAUUGAUGGCUACGUCUCCCUGGUGAUGGACACUAAGGCUCAGAGACAGUUUCCCGCGGACCUCCUCUUCACCAGCUCUUCUGGAGAACUGUGGAGGAUGGUGCGAAUCGGGGGGCAGCCUCUGGGCUUCGAUGAGUGUGGUAUAGUUGCUCAGAUAUCUCAGCCUCUGGCUGACAGUGACAUCUCUGCCUAUUACAUCAGCACUUUCAGCUUCGACCACGCUCUGGUCCCUGAAGAGGACAUAGUAAGUGUGAGAGACAUGCUACACCAUCAGAGAAAAGAACCAGCCGCAAGCUGAGCCCUGGAAUGGAGGAGUGCGUACCCUAACACGCACACACACACACUCUCUCUCUCUCUCUUUCUCUCUUUCUCUCUCUCUCCUUCCCUCCCUCCCUAACUCCCUUUUCCUCUUUCUCUCUCUCCUCUCCCUCUCUCUCUCUCUCCAUCUCCACUUGAACAGGGGUGGCAGAGCAGAAGGACUCGGGGCUUUAACUCUGUGCCUCUAACAUAAGCACUGCAUUACCAGCAGUAUUAACCUCUGUGAACUCACCAUCGCCAGAAGCACCUCACCACGGUGGGAUGCUCUUCGUCAACACAAACCAAUACGUCUGCCCAAGCACAGCAGAAUCCAGCAUCACUACCGACCACGUAGACCUAUGCAUGUUCUAACCCUCGAGCACAAAGUCAGAUGUAGAGAACGUUCAACGAGAAUCUAUGCUACGGACAGCUAAGUGUUCCAUUAAUAACUGUAGUAAUAAUAAUGGUAGCAAUUUCUUUUUUUUUUGAGGGACGUGCGCGGCAACCGUUAACUUGUGUCCACGUUGAAACUUAUUUUUUUUUAAUUACCAUUUUUGCUUUUGUCAUUUGUUGUAUUAUAUUAAAACAGGUCAGUAUUGAUUUUUCUUUCUCUUUUUUUUUUAUAGGUCAACAUUUCUUUAUCUUAGCUUUAACCCGAGGUCAAUAAUACUACUCUAUGUCUUGUGUUCUCAGUAAUUUGCACAGUUGAUGCCAGUGUCACGCCAUAAUUUUACCUGGGUACAACUACAUUUUGUACAUUUUGGAAAAAAAAAAGUAUUCUGUACACAUUUGCAAUUUUUUGUGCUUUGAUGUUCAAUAAAUAACGUUGAAAGUA
Messenger RNA from Cynoglossus semilaevis (tongue sole), 2170 nucleotides. RefSeq names its product cytosolic arginine sensor for mTORC1 subunit 1 (gene castor1). The coding region runs from base 329 to 1336 and encodes 335 amino acids. Gene Ontology annotation, molecular function: arginine binding. The record is from RefSeq and is a predicted model, not a curated record. Lineage: Eukaryota; Metazoa; Chordata; Actinopteri; Pleuronectiformes; Cynoglossidae. Gene Ontology annotation, biological process: negative regulation of TORC1 signaling. The transcript is spliced from 9 exons.